Molecule: messenger RNA, 2917 nt
Organism: Malus domestica (apple)
Lineage: Eukaryota; Viridiplantae; Streptophyta; Magnoliopsida; Rosales; Rosaceae
Product: disease resistance protein RML1A-like
Biological process (GO): signal transduction; defense response
Molecular function (GO): protein binding; ADP binding
Source: RefSeq, a predicted model, not a curated record
GAAAAAUAUUCCUGAUAGAAAAAUUCAUGAAACGCUUAAAUUAAGCUACGAUGGGCUACGUGAUGAUCAUGUGAAGGGUGUGUUCCUUGACAUAUCUUGUUUCUUUCUUGGAUGGGGUAAACUUCUUGUCACGGCAAUAUUGGAUGGUUGUAGUCGUUUUUCUGUAGAAGCAGAAAUUACCACACUUUGCGAACGAUGUCUCUUAUAUAUUGAUGUAGAGAAAAAUUUGAGGAUGCAUGAUUUGAUUCGAGAUAUGGGAAGAGAAAUUUUGCGGGCAGAAUCUUCUGUGGAAUUGGGAAAACGUAGUCGAUUGUGGCAUAGUGAAGAUGCAAAAACCGUGCUUAGGAACAAAUUGGGAACAGAAGCAGUUGAAGGCCUAACCUUAUUUUUGCCAAAAGAUUCUGAUGACGAGCAAAGCUUCAGUACGAAGCGUUUAAGAAGAUGUGGCGUCUGAAAUUUCUCAAGCUGGAAAAUGUAAAGUUGACUGGAAGCUACAAACAUCUUUCCAAGGAGUUAAGAUUGUUGUAUUGGGAUGGAUUUCCUCUUAAAGCCAUACCAGCAGAUUUUGAUCAACGAAACCUAGUUUUUAUGCAACUGACCAGCAGCAAGAUUGUACGAGUUUGGGAGGAUUCGAACCUGUUGCCUAAGAAGUUGAAGUAUCUCAUUCUUGGAGGCUGCCAUAACUUGACUAAAUUACCAGACUUUUCAAAACUCCCACUUCUCGAGGUAUUGAACCUCGGUGGCUGUAAGGGUUUGUGUGGGGCUUACCAUUUUUUAGCACAACUGAAGAUGAUUCAGGCAUUAAAUCUCAGCAACUGCAAUAUAACAGAUGGUGCCGUUCUCGAAAUAAUUGGGAGUCUAUCUUCUUUAAGAGCUUUAUAUCUAAGUGGGAAUGGUUUUAAUAGGCUACCCAUUCUCAGUGGCCUUUCUCAGCUUCAGUUUUUACGUCUAAAUCAUUGCACAAACCUUCAGGCAAUCCCAGAUUUGCCGAACAGUUUGAUUGAAUUGGAAGCGAAUAACUGCACUGCACUGGAAAUAAUGUCCGACUUUUCAGAGAUGUCGAAAAUGAGGAAAUUGGAACUGAAAGAAUGCCGCAAACUCAAAGAUAUUCCAAACUUGGAGAACUCAUUGGACUACAUGGUUUCAAUUCAUAUGGAAGGGUGUACCAGUCUCACUGGUACUUUUAAGGAGAACCUCCAAACGAAAAAUGCAUUUGGUGGAAUUUUUCUCUCUGGAAAUGAUAUUCCUCACCGGUUAGCCUACGUCGCGAGAGAGGAUGAAAUUGUCCAAUUUGUAGUGCCGCAAAGUAAUGAUUAUAUAAGAGGGUUGGCUUUGGGCAUCGUUUAUUCUUCGAAAACGACGAUUCUACUGGGUUUCUAUCCAUUGAUGUUGUUAAUCUUGCCCAGCGAACUAGAUUUCGCAUCUGGGCAAUGAAGGCCACCGUAACUGCUUCCCAUGAAGAUCAUCUUUGGUUGGGAAAUAUUUCAAACAAGAAGCUCAAUCUGAAAGGCGGCGACAUGGUUCUUGUAGGAGCAAAAUUUUAUGGAGAUAAAAGAAUUGAGGUGAACAAAACAGGAGUAGAUAUUGUAAAGUGGGAUUUGUCUGAUAGUGGUACUAAUUGGGACACCUAUGUGACUAAGCCAUAUAAGUCUAUUGAAGACGGUGCUAGGUCAAGAGUGUCUGAUGUAGGCACUGAUGCCGAUACACUAUUGAGCUAUUGCCACGUUUUCCUCUGCUACAAGACCCCAGAGGCCUGGCCAUGGCGCAACAAAGGCCCUGAGUUCGAUCCACUCACUAGGUUCUUCGCAUCUGCUCUCAAAGCUCGCAAGAACGACAUCACCGUUAAGACGUUGCUAUCAGUAAUUGAAGGACACGAAGGAACUGAGUUUUCCGACGGGGAUGUGUUGAUUUUCCCACAAAUGAUCAAAUAUAGGGGCUUGAAAGAGUCGGAUGUGGAUAGCUUUGUUGAUGAUGUCCUUGUGAAUGACAAACCAUGGGCUUUCGGAGUGCAAGAGCCGUUGACUGGCCCCCGUGUAUUUAUAUGCGCACAUAUUAGUGACAAUCUUUUUUCCGCACGUUUGGUCGCAGGUAUUCUCAUUUAUAAUUUCAAACAUGAGACUAAGCUGCGAGGAUUGACAGAUCAGGUAUUUGUUACUGCUUGCUUUCAAAUUGGAGGCCGCAAGUAUGCUAGAGAACUCAGGAUCUACAACCCAGAUUCAGAUGGAAGCAUGACAUGCCAUUGGUAUCCCUUCGUCACCUUUUCUGCCGUGUCGCAAUUGCUUGAUAAGCAUAUUGGGAAGGGAGAGAUUAUAGAACGACAUUGGAGGGGCCAAAUGGGAGCAUCUUCUGAUAAAGCUGAAGAAAUUAAUGACCGGGAGCUUCCAAAUGGAGAAGAAAAUAAGAAAAUCGAGGAGAAGCCACAAGAAAGGAAUCAGAUUCACCAAGAAAAGGGCAAUCAGAUUGAGAAUAAUGAGAACUUUUCAGGCUGUUGCCAAGGUGCUAAUAGUGAUGGAUUUACAUGUUGCGAAGAAGUAAGUUUGGAAGAGAACGGUGGAAGUGAGGAAAAAAAGCCGAAAGAAACCAGAGGGUCGUGUGCCAUAAAGGAUGCCUUACGGAAGCUGUCAAGCUUGAUUGGGAACUGGAAGCAAAGCAAUGUUCUCGCAGCUGCUGCUGUGGUUGGAGCAGUGGCAAUAGUGGUUGUGGCCUAUAGCUUUUACAGAAGGUCACGCUGAAGCGUACUCUAAUCCAUGUCGGGUUUUGCCACGGGUGUCAAUGCUUUAUUUUCUUUUUCAUUUUUUCUUUGUAGAAAGAUGGUAUAACUUCAAUUAAAUAAUCCUCGGAACCAUGCUCUUAAAUGAACGAAAUGUAAUAAACUAUUGAAUGGUUUUAUCUUGAUUGGGAUCUCUUAUGAGACUGC